GAUGCUUCACAGUGGGACAGACGUACGCAAGGAUUCGGUGGAGAGCGGGGACAACAGUUAUUUUAGGAAGGUGCUGCAGUGCUCUGUUGAACAGAUAGCUGUAGAAGAGAGAGCGUGACAGGACAGAGCUGGUUCAGCAGCCGCAGCACCAGAUCUCUGUUUCCCAGACGACCUUUGAUCGCGCCAUCAUGGAGGUCAUUCACAUCAACUCCUCUGUGCUCAACAUCUCUCACAGACCCGACAACUCCACUGUUGUAGAGAUGACAGUGUAUGAGCGAUGCAAACACAUGCCCACUAUCCUCAUUUGGUACCUGGGCCUUCAGUUUAUCAACACGUUCCUGGGCAUACCGGCCAACCUCACCGUGCUGUGGCUCAUCCACAAGAACAAAGACUCCUCCAGCUCAGAUAUCUUCAUCUUUCAACUGGCGAUAUUAGAUGUGCUCUUCUGUCUCAUCCUUCCUCUUGAACUGGCCAACAAACUCUUCCUUGACACCAGCAGCACCUGGUUCGUCCUGCGCUUCUUCUAUGGCCUGAAAGACUCCUCACCACUGUUUCUUUCCUGCAUCUGCUUGGACCGGUACCUAGCUGUGGUCCACCCCAUCUUCUUCACUGAGCUCAAUGGCCGGCAUCACAGAACAGUCCUGGCCAUAGUGGUCUGGAUUAUCAUUUUGGCUUAUACUGCUGCUUAUUGUGUAGGAAACAUUCCCAACUUUAAUAAGGUCUUUCCGGCUAUGAUACCAGCAGCAUUUGCUUUCAUGAUCUUCUGCAACAUUGCCAUUCUGUGGGCGCUGCGGCAGUCUGGGCCCGGCAGAGAUGAGAUGCACCCUAUGAAGAAGAGAGCCUUCAAAAUGGUCCUCAUCAUCCUGGCCAUCAUAGUGAUCCACUACCUUCCACCUGUGGCGCUGUUCCCCUUUGAGGAAUAUUUCUCUCCUGACGUGUUUCGAUGCUAUAUCCACUUCUUGGCCUUCGGCUUGAUGGAUUUCAGCAGUAGCAUUCAACCGAUGCUCUACCUCUCCAAGGAAAAGAUGCCACAGAGCUUCAACUGCUGUCACAGCUGCACCACUCAUGCACAAUAGACCCCCAUGAAAGGUUUCUAUAUUAAAGUUAAUCUAUGAAUAUGCUACUCACAUUGUUCAAUACAAGAAUAUUUUGGAUUUCUGAUACAUUUGUUUCACACAUCACAUUGUUUCAAGUAAAGUAUCACCACUUUGAGAAUUAACUACUUAAACACAGUUUUAACCCAAGACCCUAUUUGAACUUAGCAUUACCACAGUUCGCUUUCAGGUCCUAUGUGUAAGAAUUAGUGACAUCUAAUGGUUAGAUGCCGCCACAUAGCGGCCAUAUAUACGUGAAUAGUACUUACAAAAAGUUUCAUGAUUGGUCCAUUAGAUCGCCUUGGGUGGCAGCCCCAACAGACAUAUAGGAGGCAUUUGGCUUAAUUUGUCCACUAGGUGUCAUUCUGACAUUUUUGGUGACACAAUAUAAAUUUUUUUUGACCACUUUGUUUAGCUGCUGUAAGGCACGCUGUGGUGGCAAGCGAUUAUGUGUAGUGAGGGAGAUUGUAAAAAUUGAUGUAAAUAAUGUGAAGUCUGAUAAACUCCCCUAUACACAUAGGGCCAGUGGUUACUUCUAAAGUGCGCCAUCUAAAGGCCUUGGUAUACUUCCACAAGCAGCCCACGGCCCCAAUGCGCUCCAUGCGCACAACGCGAUAUGCGUCACCAGAUUUUGGAAGCAUGCGCAAAGAGCAUGUUGGGUGCAUAUGGACAACGCAUGCACAAACUGAACUUACGCCCCACCAAUAGGUGGAGUAUAAGCCCCGCUCACCAAGCAGAAAAUAUCAGCUGUCAUAGGGUGAAAGGGAGGGGAACACCCUGGAUAGGUCACCAGCCCAUCACAAGGCCACAUAGAGACAAACAACCACCCACUCUCAACACCCAAAU
Molecule: messenger RNA, 1940 nt
Organism: Solea senegalensis (Senegalese sole)
Lineage: Eukaryota; Metazoa; Chordata; Actinopteri; Pleuronectiformes; Soleidae
Product: proteinase-activated receptor 3-like
Exons: 3
Coding region: 189-1076 (295 amino acids)
Biological process (GO): positive regulation of Rho protein signal transduction; phospholipase C-activating G protein-coupled receptor signaling pathway
Cellular component (GO): membrane
Molecular function (GO): G protein-coupled receptor activity
Source: RefSeq, a predicted model, not a curated record